AUGGGCUCGGCAGAUCAACUUCCAUUACAGUAUACUCCUUCUUUUCCACCUGUGGUAUACUAUCGCGACACAUUUGGCUUAGAUCCGGUGAGCGAUAGAGAACGAAGAAUGACUGAAUCAGGAGCAGAGGGCUCGGAUAACGAUAGUAUCGUUACAAAGUCUACAGGUAAGUUGUUUAUUACAGUAAUCUUUGUAAACCUCCAAAGACUCCCAAAUCCCACCGCUUUGGAACAAAUGGUGGAUAAUCCUAUGCUGACAUUACUCAUUCGUGGCGCAUUCCAGGUGGAACAACUCCUCACUAACCAUGUACUGACAGCAGAUCCUCGGACAUUGCUAGCACUGACGCUGGUUGCAUUUGCAAGCGCCAUUCAAGUGCUUAUAUUCGCCAUUAUAUGUGUAUUUUAUGAUGGAUGCCCAUAUUACAUUGGAGUUAUCAUUGGAAUUCUCUUAUUAGUUAAUGCUACAGUUAUAUUUAUUUUCUGCAAGUGUCGACCGACUAGAGGAUGGCUGGUUGCCAGCUGCGUGGCCGCCUCCUUAUCAUUUGUACAGAGUGUGUCGUUGUUCUUCUGGACAGCAUAUCUCGUCAAUAAUGAAGACAAGUAUCUCGAGCGAAUAGGAGCUAAUGAAAAUCGGAUUGUGACGAGCACCAGAAUAGCCAUGUACUCGCUACAGAUGAUAUUCUCACCUAUUCAUGCGAUAGCAGCGGCAAUUACCGUAUUCGUGCUGUACGACAAUAUGCGGUCACUUGGUGAAGAGAAGGUCACUCGUGGAUACUUCUUGAGCGAACCGCAGUUAGGGCAUCAGAAGAUCUUGGUGCCAAUCGAACUGCGUCAAGUACGAGAUAUGAGCGACGACGAGACCGAGAACGCCUCAAUAGGUGUGCAGACGAGCGGCACGAGAACGCAGCAAGUCUGA
This is a messenger RNA of Haemonchus placei, 915 nucleotides long. Lineage: Eukaryota; Metazoa; Nematoda; Chromadorea; Rhabditida; Trichostrongylidae. The record is from the annotation of a GenBank genome assembly.